Molecule: messenger RNA, 351 nt
Organism: Lactuca saligna
Lineage: Eukaryota; Viridiplantae; Streptophyta; Magnoliopsida; Asterales; Asteraceae
Source: the annotation of a GenBank genome assembly
AUGAGCCACCUCCUAACCCUAAAGCUAUCGUGCCCCGGCCAGAUUUCACAAAACAUAUUCCAUCCAAAAUUCAAGAUUGUUAACCCAAAUGUGCAUAUCGAUGCUCUGCAAUAUCACACAAGAAGCCAUAGGAGGGGAGGUGGAGAGGUUGGUAGAAAAACGGAGAAGAAAGGGAGGGAAAGGGCAAAUCGGAAACAAUACAUCAUGAGGAGGUUUGUGGGUUUGCUCAGCAACCGAGUGGAGGUGGAGAGGUUGACAACAAGUUUUUCCGAUGGGCUCUCUUCGUCGACUGUUAGCUCAUCUCACCGAAGGUGUGGCUUGGAGGAAAGCAGGGGUCGAGCAAACCAAUAG